Boleophthalmus pectinirostris (great blue-spotted mudskipper) is the source of this 3079-nucleotide messenger RNA. It is a transcript of the gene smg8, whose product is annotated as SMG8 nonsense mediated mRNA decay factor. NCBI's taxonomy places the organism in Eukaryota, Metazoa, Chordata, Actinopteri, Gobiiformes, Gobiidae. The record is from RefSeq and is a predicted model, not a curated record. Gene Ontology annotation, biological process: nuclear-transcribed mRNA catabolic process, nonsense-mediated decay.
UGUGUGUGUAAGAUGGCGGCCGCGGCGCUGGUGUUUUGGUUUUAGAGCCGCACUUGUGGCUCUUUUGGCUCUUUCUUUCGGCUCUUUCUUUUGUCUCUUUUGGCUCUUGUGGCUCUUUGGACAUGGUGGUGCCCGUGGACAUCUCGGCUCUGCUGCGGGCCGAGCCGGAGCCCGGGGAGGACGGACUUUGUGUGGUCGGACUGUUCGGGAAAAGUGACCUGAGGCCCGAGUCUCGCACCGAGUCUCUCGUGGACGCGCUUCUGGACAGACGCGCGUUCCCGCCGUUCGACGCGGGAAACGGCGGCGGGAUCCGCGCGGUGCACGAGCCCGAGCGGCGCGUGCUCUACCUGCUCAUGAGCUCCGCGUGCGACGGCCGCGAGCUGCUGCGCGCGUGCGCCGCCGUGAGCGCGAACGGCGCGCACGCGGACGCGCACGAGCUGUGGAAGAGUCUGGAGCGCGAGCGCUGCCUGCACCUGCUCUUCCUGUUCUCCGUGUGUCACGUGCUGCUCCUUGUGCACCCCAACCACACCUUCGACGUGACGUACGACCGCGUCUUCCGCGCGGUGGACGCGCUGCGGCAGAAAGUCCUGCCGCUCCUCCGCGCGGCCAUCAAAGACUGCGCCGUGUCCAAAGAGUGGAAGGUCAACUGCCGCGCGUGCCCGCCGCGCGUGCUCUUCGUGUUCCACAUGAACGGCUCCCUCAAGGUGUGUAGCGGCGCGGACUCGGUCCCUCCCGUGGACAAACCGAAGCGUCCGUCUCCACGGCGACGGCUCCAACACGCCCUGGAGGACCAGAUCUACCGGAUUUUCCGUAAAAGUCGCGUCCUGACGAACCAGAGCAGUAACUGUCUGUUCACGGUUCCCGCCAACCAGGCCUUCGUUUACGUGGCGCCCGCCGCCGAGGAGGACGCCGUGGGCGCUCUGCUGGGGCAGCUCCGGUCGCACUGUGCCCUGGGGGAGCGCGACCCAGCGUCCGGCCCCGGGAGGUACCGGCCGACGCGGCGCUCGGCGCGUGCCCCCGCGCCGGAGCCGGCGGCGGGGCCCUUCUCCGGGGCCCCUCAGGACUGCUCCCUGAAGGAGUUCCUCUGGCAGCACGUGGAGCUGGUGCUCACCAAGAAAGGCUUCGACGACAGCGUGGGCAGGAACCCGCAGCCCUCGCACUUCGAGCUGCCCACCUUCUCCAAGUGGCUCCAGGUGGCCUCCAGACUCCACCAGGUGAUGGUUGGACCUCCUGACGACGAGCACAAGGAGCUGCUCCUCAAAGUCCAGAACCAGCUCAAAGUUCUGGAGGGUUUUCUUGACGCCGACGCCAAGUUUUCGGACAACCGCUGCCAGAAGGCCCUGCCCCUGGCCCACGGCGCCUACCAGUCCAACCUGCCCCACCACUACACCUCCACCGUCCACAAGAACCAGCUGGCCCAGGCGCUGCGGGUUUACAGCCAACACGCCCGGGGCGUGGCCUUCCAGCGCUACGCCCUCCAGCUCCACGACGACUGCUACAAGUUCUGGAGCAGCGGACACCAACUGUGUGAAGAACGCAGCCUCACCGACCAGCACUGUGUCCACAAGUACCACCUGCUGCCCCAGCCAGGGGAGAAGCCCGACCUGGACCAUAACCCUCCCAUCCUCCAGCACAACAGCAGAGGACGAUCCAGCAGCAGCUGCAACUGUGGAAGGAAACAGGCCACGAGAGAAGAUCCUUUUGACCUCCAGACGGCCAACUACGACUUCUACAAGCCCAACAAACCCAACGCCGGCUCACACCUCAACUCACCUGCCACGUGCGCCGCUCAAGUCACCUGCACGACCACCUCAACACCACAAAACACGCGGGUAACAGGGGCACUCUGGGCGGGUACUCUGGGCGGGUCUGGGUACUCUGGGGGCGGGUACUCUGGGCGGGUGGGUACUCUGGGCGGGUACUCUGGGCGGGUGGGUAGUACUCUGGGCGGGUUCUCUGAGCGGGUGCAGCCCGGCCCGCCCCCCUGCCCGCUGUUCCACCCGGAGCAGCCUGAGGUGGUGCUGCCCCCUGAUGGUCUGUGGGUGCUGCGCUUCCCCUUCGCCUACGCCACAGAGCGAGGACCCUGCUACCCCCCCAAGGACGGGCAACCUCUGAGCGACUACAAGGUCCUGCGGGGGGUCCUGCGAGCGUGCCCCGUGCCCCCCCCGCGCUCCUGAACCCCCCGUGUUUACUUAUGUUUUUGGGGUUUUUUUUUUGAUAAAUGUAAAAAUGUGAUUAUUUUUUUUAUUUUUUUCUCUGGAGUAAAACCUUAAAAUAAAAUCUGCUCUUGUUGUUUAAAAACUGAAAUAAAUGAAACAGAAAAACACUUUGGUCCCAACAGAAACUCAGAGUCUCGUUUGUGACGUUUGGUCCAAGAGUCGAGUUUCGGCCUCUUCAGGUUCAACAUUUGAUUUUUGAGACCGGCUCACGGCUCCGCCGAGUCAGACGCAGGUUAUGACACAACGAGCGCAGACCCCGCCCCCACCUGGCACCGGCGAGCGCAGACCCCGCCCCCACCUGACACGCCGGGCACUGCCAUGUCUCGAGAAAAGGAAAUGGUCAGUCUGUCGGUCGACCCGCCGGCCACCGCUCCACACCUGCUCCCUGUGACCCGCCGGGAGCCACUGGCUCUGGAGGACUGUUCGGAUUCAGGUUCGGGUUUGGGGUAAAUCUUCAGCAGGUUCAGUGGCUUUUUAAAUUUCCUUGGUCCAAACUUGUGCUGUUCUUGUGUCUUUGGGCAGUUCGGUCUCUUUUGUUCUUCGCUCCGACCUGUUUCUUUGUUUUCAGUUUUUUUGUUUUCAGUCGUUCUUCAAAGUUCUUCCUGGUCGGUGUGUCCGGCCACAGAGGUCACGCGGGUGGGGGUCACAGGGGCGGGGGUCACAGGGGCGGAGGUCACAGGGCGGGGGUCACAGGGGCGGGGGUCACGCAGACGGAGGUCGUUCCAGAACUGUGACUCGGCAACAAACAAAACUUAAAUGAGCCCAAAGCCGCUCGGCCGGUUCUGAGUCGCUACGGAAACAACAACACGACAGAAACAAACAUAAGUCUUACUGCACUAAAGAUAAAAACCAACAUUUCU